AUGUUCACGGUGGGCCCAUGGGACAUCCAUCAAUUGGGUCCCAAUUCACUGAAGGACAACCAGAUGUACGGCAGUUUCAGCUACAUCAGCUCGAUCGUCGCCAACCUCCCCGACAAAGGCGAAACAAACAUAGGCGUGGAAAUUGUGGGAUACGGCUCACGAGCCACCGCGCUCCUCAACAGCAACGUUUAUCUGCUGUUCGGCCGGGUGUUUGGCUACGGUGUUGUCGCCGAAUUGGAGGAGAUUACGACUCCUGGCCAAAGCGACUCGGCGGCGAGGACACUACGAGUCGUUCUUCGUCACACAGACUACCACAACACUUUAAAGCAAGCAGUGUCAUUCUCAACUAUCUAUUACAUCCCAGGGAAUAGCCUCUUGCGGGGGACCUUCGGCAGUUUUUACAGGGGUCGCGAGGUUGUCUUAGGUGGAUACAUUUUGAACUUUGUCGAGUCCGAGUCAGCUUGGGAAGUACAGGUCCUCUUGGUCUCGCUCUCUCAGGGUGGCCGUCCCAAUUCACAGGCAGCCAGUCCGCUUUGGUUCAUUUGCUCACAUUCCUAUACGAUCAGCAAGCGAUUCGGUUCCGCCGCCGCGGGCUCAUCUCCCUCAGCGAGCAACACAAUUGGCUCCGGGGUGCUGGGCACCCCGAUUUCGCAGAUGAGGGUCAGCUCCGGCACCCCUGGGACCGUUGUCCCAACCCCCAAUGCCUCCAUCGGCAACUUCUCUCCACAGGAGACGAGGACCGAGGAAGGCGAAGUCUCCGAGGACAACAACCCUUACGACUUCGGGACUACGACAGGGCAGUUGUCGCAGUCGUCGACCAAGACGCCGACGCCAGCGAAGCGACCGGCUGCUCCUCUCCCUGUCGCCAAGGCCAUCGGUGGAUCGUCCACCCUGUCCAACGCUCAGAAGAGACUGAAGAACAAGGCCUGA
Puccinia graminis f. sp. tritici CRL 75-36-700-3 is the source of this 930-nucleotide messenger RNA. RefSeq lists its product as uncharacterized. The transcript is spliced from 6 exons. The record is from RefSeq and is a predicted model, not a curated record. NCBI's taxonomy places the organism in Eukaryota, Fungi, Basidiomycota, Pucciniomycetes, Pucciniales, Pucciniaceae. Bases 1 to 930 code for a protein of 309 amino acids.